AUGACAUAUUUAACUGGCUCUACACCACAAUUUGUAGCUGUUGGUGAUUUUAACAACGAUACUCUAUUGGAUAUUGUCACUGCUAAUUAUGGGAGUUCAAGUGUAAGUGUCCUUGUUGGAUAUGGUAAUGGCUCUUUUGCCAGUCAAAUGACAUAUUUAACAGACUUUAUACCACAAUCUGUAACUGUUGGUGAUUUUAACAACGAUACCCGAUCGGAUAUCGUCGUUGCUAGUUUGGAUGGUCACAAUAUUUGUAUUCUGCUUUGUUAUGACAGUGGAGCUCUUGCAAACGAAAGCACAUUUGCAUCUGGUGAUGGUUCUCGCUUGAGAGGUGUUGACUUUUUUGAUUUCAAUAACGAUAGUCUACUGGAUAUUGUCGUUGCCAAUGAUGGUACCAAUAACAUAGGUGUCGUUCUUGGACUUGGAAAUGGCAAUUUUAGAAACCAAAUGAUGUUCUCAAUGGGCUUAAAAUCUCAUCCUUAUUCGAUUGCCAUUGGUGAUUUCAACAAAGAUGGUCAAGCGGAUAUUGCAGUGGCCAAUCAUGGUACUAAAAAUGUUGGGUUAUUGCUGGGAGACGGUAAUGGAAUGUUUGAAAAUCAAAAUAUCUAUGGUAAUGGUUCUGACUUUGCUCCAUUGUUCAUUGGUGCUGGUGAUUUCAAUAAUGACGGACAAUCGGAAAUCGUUGUCGCAUUUGACGAUAUUGAUAAUAUAGAUGUGCUUGUUGCAUAUGAUAUCGCAUCUUUUGCAAAACAAACGACAUAUUCAACUGGCACUUUUCCAUCCUUUGUAGCUGUUGGUGAUUUUAACAACGACAACCAAUUGGAUAUCGUCGUUGGUAAUUCGAAUGAUAAGACUGUAAGUGUGCUUCUCGGAUAUGACAAUGGCUCUUUUGCAACGCAAACGACAUUUUCAACUGGCGGUUAUCCAUACUCCGUAGCUGUUGAUGAUUUUAACAGCGACGCUCGAUUGGAUAUCGUUGUUACUAAUUUUCAUGACAGCACUAUAAGUAUACUUCUGGGAUAUGGCGAUGGCUCUUUUGCAGAUCAAACAACAUAUUCAACUGGUUCUUAUCCACAAUCUGUAGCUAUCGGUGAUUUUAAUGACGACACCCGAUUGGAUAUCGUCGUUGCUAAUUUCGACGGUACUUGUUAA
Messenger RNA from Rotaria sordida, 1152 nucleotides. The record is from the annotation of a GenBank genome assembly. NCBI's taxonomy places the organism in Eukaryota, Metazoa, Rotifera, Eurotatoria, Philodinida, Philodinidae.